Messenger RNA from Mytilus californianus (California mussel), 3540 nucleotides. RefSeq names its product calpain-A-like. Gene Ontology annotation, cellular component: cytoplasm. Bases 225 to 2483 code for a protein of 752 amino acids. NCBI's taxonomy places the organism in Eukaryota, Metazoa, Mollusca, Bivalvia, Mytilida, Mytilidae. Gene Ontology annotation, molecular function: calcium-dependent cysteine-type endopeptidase activity. The record is from RefSeq and is a predicted model, not a curated record. Gene Ontology annotation, biological process: proteolysis. The transcript is spliced from 17 exons.
UGAACAAGUAAAUAGUAAAUAUCUAUUAUUGACAAACAUUUUGUAAUUGCUAAGUGGUAUAUGUAAAUAGUUCAUAGUCAAUUCUGUUAUUGAAAGAAAGCUGUGGUUAUUCUUUUUUUAUCUAUCAUGCGAUGUGGUUUAUUGGAUAUAAAGACAGAGGGUUCACUCUUUAAAAACAACACCAUACAGGAAUAUAUGUAAUAAAAUAAAAAAAGGGAACAAUAAUGGGUUGUGCUGCUUCUUCUGAUAGUGGAAAUCAGUAUACAUCACUUGGACAACAUGGACAGCAAACUUUUAGGAUUGAACGACACAUAUGGAGCCAACAACAAACACGACACAUAUGGAGCCAACAACAAACACAUUCUCAACAGGAUUAUCAACCAGAACAACAACCUACAUUAAACAAAGUACCACCACAAUUCGAGUAUAAAUCACCACCUGUGCAAAUCGUGGCUACCAAACCCAAAAGUGGCGACAAAAAUGGCCCAGUUGGAGUUAAAAGCAGUAAUACCAAAAAGAUAGUUGACUCUAACAAUACUGACGAUAUGAUGUUGCCUGGACUGCCAGACUUCACGGUAGCCGAGUAUGUACCAACAGACAUUGGAACAUACGAACUGUUCUUAGAUUUUCGGACAUUGUCUGCAGAUUUUCCCACACAGGAACCUCCUCAUCCUGACGGAGAUCUGUAUACUGAUUACAAAUUCACUGUUGAUGUUGCUUUUCCCAAUAGAUCAGAUUUGGAAUGGAAAAGACCUAUGGAAGUCGCAGAAGAACCUGUUCUAUUUUCAGAUGGAGCAACUAGAUUUGACAUUGGACAAGGAGAAGUAGGCACUUGCUGGUUUAUGGCUAUGGUAGCAAACCUUGCAGACAAACCAAGAUUGCUACGAAGAGUAAUACCGGUGGAUGCUUACAAAAUAGGUUCGGAUGAUUAUGAUGGGAUAUUUCACUGUCGGUUCUGGAGAUUUGGUGUUUGGAAUGAUACCUAUAUAGAUGACUUCCUACCAGUUGUGUAUGAAACAAAUAUAGCUGGGGCUCACUCUGCAACAGACCCAAAUGAGAUGUGGGUGGCUCUCCUGGAAAAGGCUUUUGCAAAAUUAUAUGGAUCUUACGAAGAAAUAACUGAAGGAUUAACAGCUGAUUCCUAUAUGAACUUAACAGGAGGAGUUGCGGAGAGGAUCGACUUCACGGAGAAAAAGAUUUCUCCCAAACGAUUAUUCCAAAGGUUAUACAAUGCCUUCCAGUGCCCUACUACUAUGGUCGGAUGUAUUGUUCCGGAUAAGAAUAACGGUAAACGUGGAUUGGUAGGAGGCCACGCUUAUUCCAUGAACGGAGCGUUUAUUGUAGGUGAAGCCAAGUUAUUAAGAUUAAGAAAUCCCUGGGGCCAUGGUGAAUGGAACGGUCCAUGGAGUGAUAGGAGUCCUAAAUGGAAUUCUGCCCCAUCAGAUUGUGUUCCACACCCCUCAAAAGACGACGGAGAAUUUUAUAUGGAUAUAAAUGAUUUUCUGCGAUACUUUGAAGCUUGUACCAUUUGUAAUCUAACACCGGAUUUUGACAGAGAUGGAUUUCCUGAUAUGUUAAACUACGUUACAUGUAUAUAUGGAAACUGGCAUGAUGGAAAGAAUGGCGGAUCUGAACAACGAACAAAGAAUCCGUGUUACUGUGUUACACUCGGGGAUAAAGCAAUGGACGAUGAAGGUAAAGUUGCCCUUGUUGUUCAGAUAGUACAAAGAACAUUAGACAGUAGGAAUGAUUUUACUGAAGUCAGAUGUGAUCUAUUCAAGGUUCUUAGCAAAAACGACCAUUGUGUUUCCCUGGAACUGUUAGGUGACAAGUCUAAUAUAUACAUGGGGAAUGUACAAAAUACAUACAGAUUCCUUGUUGAACCAGGUUCAUAUGUUGCUAUACCCUCGACAUUGGAAGCUGGAUAUGAAAAAGAGUUCCUGAUCAGAUUUUUUACCGCCGCUCCUGUGUCAAAUCCUCAUGAAGUAGACAACAUUACUAUAAUGACAGGAAAGGGUAGAAAUGGCGAUGAACCAGCCGCAAAUUCACGUUUUAAAUGUACAAAAUGUUCAGUUGGUGCAUUCCAAAGUGGUCUUAAUGCUGGAGGAACCAUAGCGUGUGACGAUUUUGCAAAUAAUCCUCAGUAUCUACUGACAGUCAAUAACGAACAAACAUUUAGGGUUGAAGUUAUGCAACCAGAAAAAGAUGAUGGAUUCGCACUUGGUAUCAAAUUGUUUGAAGCUCCUGGAGAUAUUUUCCCGGUUGAUUACGACUGGUUAAAUGACAACUUUAGCAUUGCUAUGAAAGACAUUGAGGGUGGUGAUGGCCCUUUCCAAUUCGGAACUUCUGUAGACACAUGUUACACAGUUUACCCGGGAACAUAUAUACUACUUAUUCACUGUGAUAGUGAAGUGGAUGAAAACGAUUUUUCUGUGGCAAUUUAUUCAGAAUGUCCAAUUGAGAUGGAAUCAGCACACGUAUAAAAGGAGAUAAAAUAAAAUCUUUGUUGAAUAGAUAAACAAACCUACUUUAUAAGUCCUGAGCUAAAUACUGAAAUAGAAGGAUAUUGUUGAAUGAACGUGGAAAUAGGAAUGUUAUAAAGAUACAAAAAAAGGAGAACAAACAGAUUGUCUUCCUGCUAUCCAACAGUAGUAUAAUCUUCAAUAUUUUACCAAUAACCAGGUUACCUCUUGUUAUGCUUUAAAUACACAAAUACAUCUUGAUAUAUUUUGAAUGGGAAAUAUAUAUUUUUACCCGUUAAUCCGUUUUUUAAGACAAAAAAGGGAUUUGUUUACGACAAUCUAUGAUUUAGAAAAAUAAUUCAUAAUUGACUCAUCUGUGUUAUUUUCUUUUACAUAUCAUUUACUUAUCUUAUGUAACCUCUUUUUGGCAAAAAAAGAAAAUAUUAUCAUCGAUUCAAAAUUUUAAAACUUUUUAUCAGGGGAUAUAACUUUGAAAUAUAAAGGAAUGUACAGCACUUUUCCCUAUUUUGGUGUGUAGCAAGAUAUCGAUUACGGUGAACCCCAUUUUUUUUUUAUUGUCUAAAGCUUAUAAGAGCUAUCUUGACCUAUUUCAUUUUAAAAUUCUACCUUUUCGUUUUCUUUCUAUUCACACAAAAGGGCUUUUAAUGUAUAAUCCAUACCACAAUUUUGCACAACCUAUAGCUUGAAAAAACAGCUUUGUGACUCACACCUUUUCUUAUAUUCUUAAAAAUAUCAUCAUAUAAACCACAUGUUUGGCAAAGUAUGAUUCGUUUUUAUUGUUCAUAAUUUAGACUCCAUAUCUACCCUAAUUUCACGAUAUUAUAAUUUAUUGUUAUAUAUUCAUAAAGCUAGAGAUAUUUUGUUUUUUACACAGCUGUUUCUUUGCAUAUAUAUAUAUAUAUUCUGUGUUUUCACUUUGAAAAAUAUUUCAUCAAGUGAAAGUUAUAUAUAUAUUUAUAAGUUAUCAUUGUAAACACAAAUGCACUAAUUUUUGACAAACUGUAUGUAUUAUUCCGAUGAUGUUUUACAGUGUUACAAAUUAUAUCAUUAUUCCUUU